AUGGAGACACCUGAUAAGAACCGCAUCUCCGCCGUUUCGUUCAGUAACUUCGAGGUUAAGUUAGCUAUUGAGUUGGCUAGUUCUUUGAGGAAUGGAGAUGAUGGAUGUGGUGGUGAUAGUCAAAUGGUUUCUUCUGAUGACGUAGUAGUACCAAUGGAUGCUGAAAAUGAAGUAGCGAGAGUCGGAGAGCAGAUUGAUGAUGAUUCAUAUGCGGUGUUUCAGAACAAAGAAAUGGAAGUUGAGACUGGGUCUUGUGAGCAAGAGAGUCCGAGAAUCAGCUCUUUUACUUUGGCGCCUCAGCAGUUUUCUACUUUGUGUAAUAACUCAGGGAAUGUCGUAGAGUCUUGUAGUGUGCAAGGUGCAGACACCACUUUUAGCAGUUCGUCACAAAUUGUAGAUGUUGAUUCGAAUGCCAAUGCUGAAGAUGAGAAAGAAACAAGUUUACAGCUCAGUAGCGAGCAACGGAGUGUACGCAGGCGCUGCUUGAGUUUUGAUUUGGGAGGAAAUUACAAAAGGGUACCUCUGCGUGAUUCCACAAACGAUCUUCCCCUUGAUUUUACAUCUAUCAACGAAACUCCUAGUCGUCAAAAGUGUAUAGGCUCCAGCAAACAAGAGACUGAUGAGAUUCUUCUACCCAUCCCACGAACAAUUGGCUUGCACUUGAAUGGUUUCGUGAAACCCUCAGUCUCAAGUGAGGGAAAUAAGUUUACUUUUAAAGAUGGCUGUGUUUUAUCUCAUGGUGAAGAUGAAUUCUCAACUCCUGUUUCAACAACAAGAGAUUUGGUUUCCUGUGAUAUCAAAAUCAUGGAGGAGGCUCUUGAGAGAUCUAUGGAAGGGGAAUGGGUGGAGGAACUUGGUACCUGUAAGCGCUGUAGAUGUAAGAAGUCCAAAUGCUUGAAGCUGUACUGUGAUUGUUUCGCUGCUGGUCUAUACUGUGUUGAACCUUGUUCGUGUCAAAAUUGUUUCAAUAAACCAAUUCAUGAAGACAUAGUUAUGAAAAGUCGUCGAGGUGUUGAAGCCCGCAACCCAUUAGCUUUCGCUCCGAAAGUAGUCUUGACUUCUGGCUCUGCUACGUAUUUUGGGGAGGAGAACAACAAGACUCCUGCGUCAGCUAGACAUAUGAGAGGAUGCAACUGCAAGAGAUCAGGCUGUUCAAAGAAGUAUUGUGAAUGCUACUUGAUGGGUGUUGGAUGCUCGGCGAGAUGCAGGUGCAUAGGUUGCAAAAAUGUUCCUUGUCUCACAAAUGGUAAUUUUUCAAACUUCAAAUGCCAUAUCAUUCGAGUUAAUCAGAACUAUUUUGAGAUUGUUUUUUCGUUUAUUUCUCAGAGCAAGUCCACUUUCAUUGAGUAG
Molecule: messenger RNA, 1350 nt
Organism: Eruca vesicaria subsp. sativa (arugula)
Lineage: Eukaryota; Viridiplantae; Streptophyta; Magnoliopsida; Brassicales; Brassicaceae
Source: the annotation of a GenBank genome assembly